CCGCAGAAGAAGAAGAAGAAGAACUUCCGGGUAGCAGGUAGAUGUUUUGCUCUGUCCGGUCAAACAGGAACGAAUAUUCCUCCUUUCAGUCGUUCUUCCGUUAUUUUACCGGGUCGUGAAUGUGUUCGGUGUGAUAUCCGUUAGCCGGCUCUCAGUUACGGUCCUCCCGCACGCUGUCCCCGCACUCUGACCCCGCACCGACCCUCUGAUGGCCUCCAGGCGGCCGGACAGCUUCGACGGGCUCGGCUACCGCGGCCGCGACGACCCGCUGUACGGAGCGAGCUACCCGGUCCGCAGCGCCGGAGCCCCCGCGGAGCUGCAGCACCACCACUGGGUCACCACCCCGCCGGACAUCCCCGGUAGCCGCAACCUGCACCACGGAGAGCGGACACCUCAGUAUGACGAGCCGCUGGGAGAGCCCGGAGCUCCCGGAGCCGCAGCCGGCUGGGACGCUCCGCAGCCCGGCAUACCGCCCGCUGAGCAGCUGAAUCGAUUCGCCGGCUUUGGAAUCGGACUCGUCAGUCUGUUCACUGAGAACGUCCUCGCUCAUCCCUGUAUCGUCUUCCGCAGACAGUGUCAGGUGAACUACCACGCCCGCUGCUACCACCUGACUCCGUUCAGUGCCGUCGCCGUCAUGUACACCAUCACCAAGGCUCAGGGUGUGAAGGCACUGUGGAAGGGGAUGGGCAGCACCUUCAUCGUUCACGGCAUCACGCUGGGAGCCGAAGGCAUCAUCAGCGAGUUCACGCCGUUACCACGGGAACUUCCUCACAGGUGGACCUGGAAACAGCUGGCUGGACAUUUACUGCUUAAAGGGUUAACAGCGGUGGUUGCUCUCCCGUUUUACUGCGCCAGCCUCAUCGAGACCGUCCAGAGUGAGAUCGUCCGUGACGACGCGUCCUCCGGCCUGCUGGAUUGCGUCCGUGAAGGUCUGACCCGGUUGUUGGGCGUCGGUGCUCCUCACAGUCGCCGUCUGCUUCCUCUCAGCUCUAUGCUGCUUCCUGCGGCACUGCACGCCGUCCUGCGAUACGCCAUCGCCGCCUCCGUUCAGCGGGCUGCGCUGUGGCUGCACCAGAGGGGCAGGAAGCAGCGGGUGGACCCUAGCAACCCACUGGAUGCCUACUUCCCCGAGCUGGCGGCGGCGUGGGCGGGGUCUCUGGUGGCCGACAUCGUUCUGUUUCCUCUGGAGACGGUGCUGCACCGCCUCGGCCUACAGGGCACGCGCACCAUCAUCGAUGCCACUGACGGCGUGGUCGCCGUGGGGAACGGCGGAAGCCCGCUGGUUCUGCCCGUCAACACACAAUACGACGGCUUCUCCGACUGUCUCCACGCCAUCCGCCGUAAGGAGGGCGUGGGCGGGUUUUACCGCGGCUUUGGAGCGCUGGCGAUGCAGUACGCGCUGCACGGAGCGCUGCUGGCUGCGGCCCGGACUGUACUGAGGCUGCUGCUGCUGGACGGGAAGACCAGCUAGAGCCGCAUCACUUCCUGUACGUCAUCCACUGAUGCAUCUCUGCGGAGUGCCGCCGAUUAUUUCUGCCGCCAUGACAACAAGAGAAGAGAGAAAUACGGUGGAUAUUUGUUUUGUCAUGACGGCUGAAUGUGACGGCUGGUUGGUGGUCAGAAAAACACCAAAAUAAUAAAACCAGAGAACGACGCGAGUACGAAACCUCCGAAUAUAAAUAAAAACAACGUCAGACAGAAAGUGGCACUAUCAGGAACACCAUAGCAACCACCAUAGCAACCACCUUUAACUGACCUAGUCUCCCUAAACUACAUAGCAACCAACAGGAAGCCUGACAACCACCUAGCAAUCGUAGAAAGUUUAGCCUAGCUUAGCACAAAGACUGGAAGCAGGGGGAAACUGUUAGCCUAGACCCAUCGCCUCAGGUCGGACUUAUCUGUUGACUCUGAAAGUCACUUCCUGAUGUCACUUCCUGCCUUCAAAUAAAAUGUUGUGGUGAUCGUGUGUCACCAUGGAAAUGUCACUUCCUGUCCCAGCAUGACAGCAUGAGCUCAUGAUCCUGUUUAAAAUAAUAGUUUAAAUACUGAAAGCUGAUUGGUCACCUACAGAGAAAACAAAACACUUUUUAUUUGUAUAAAGAUGUAAAAAUGAAAGAAGUUCUAUGUAUUAAAAUAAAUGUAGAUUUAGAUUAAGUUGUGAUUGAUAAAUAUUUAAAUCAUUAUUCAAAUAAAGAAAUAAAUAAUAAAUAAAUUGAUCAGCUGAAUCUGGUGUCGAUUUUUCAAAAUAAAUGCCAAAAGGUUUGAAAUAUUCAGCUGUUUUUCCUUUUUAAAAUCACUGGUUCGUAUUUGUUGUAAAUGUCUCAAUGGUGAAACUUUGUGUAAAACUGCUGUAAAUUUGUUUUCAUGUGAAAUAAAAUCAGCUGUGUGGA
Messenger RNA from Dicentrarchus labrax (European seabass), 2390 nucleotides. It is a transcript of the gene slc25a46, whose product is annotated as solute carrier family 25 member 46. Lineage: Eukaryota; Metazoa; Chordata; Actinopteri; Moronidae. The record is from RefSeq and is a predicted model, not a curated record. The coding region runs from base 209 to 1471 and encodes 420 amino acids. Gene Ontology annotation, cellular component: mitochondrial outer membrane. Gene Ontology annotation, biological process: axon development; mitochondrial fission; mitochondrial membrane fission. The transcript is spliced from 8 exons.